GGGAGCGGGUGCCACAUGGUAUCACAGGAGCUCCAGUCAGGCCAUGUGUCCCCAAACAUGGCUGGGCCUCUAGUCUCUCCUCCAGCAUCGUCCGCUGUGGGCGAUGCCUCUGACAUCACAAUACCCAGCUGGACACUCAAUAAUGAUGAGCUGUGCCCAGUGGACACCAGAGGAGGGGAGAAAAGGAGGAGGACAAAGUGGGGAGGGAGGAGAUGGAGCAAUCCCUUAUGUGAUAAUUCCAUCAACUCAGCUUUUCAUCUACCAUCUGGUUCAACUGUAGUGUGUUCAGCUCCAUAUAACCUAUACAGCGUCUGUGCCCUCUCCCCCAAACUCAGCAAAAUCUUACGGUCCUCUAAUCGAGAGAAUUUUGCUCCUGUUGCUGCGUGUCUCGUGGUUCAUCAUCGGACCCGAAUCAUUAACCAAUGGCAACAGGAAUCCAAGGAUAAAGUGAUUUCCCUCCUGUUAACUCACCUGCCUUUGCUGAAGCCAGGAAACCUCGAUGCAAAAGUUGAGUAUAUGAAACUGCUGCCCAAAAUCCUGGCGCACUCUAUUGAACACAACCAGCACAUCGAGGAGAGCAGGCAGCUGCUGUCCUAUGCUUUGAUACAUCCGGCCACUUCGUUGGAAGACCGCAGUGCUUUAGCCAUGUGGCUGAACCACUUGGAGGACCGCACGUCGACCAGCUUCGGCGGCCAGAACCGAAGCCGCUCAGACUCUGUGGAUUAUGGGCAGACUCACUACUAUCACCAAAGACAGAACUCCGAUGACAAGCUCAAUGGGUGGCAGAACUCUCGGGAUUCGGGGAUUUGCAUCAACGCCUCCAACUGGCAGGACAAAAGCCUGGGGUGUGAGAACGGCCAUGUGCCCCUCUACUCCUCUUCAUCUGUCCCCACCACAAUCAAUACGAUUGGAACCAGCACAAGUACAAUUCUCUCAGGCCAGGCACACCACAGCCCUUUGAAACGAUCUGUGUCCCUUACCCCACCCAUGAAUGUGCCAAACCAGCCUCUAGGACAUGGAUGGAUGUCUCAUGAGGACUUACGAGCUAGAGGACCCCAGUGCCUCCCAUCCGAUCAUGCCCCCCUGUCUCCACAAAGCAGUGUAGCCUCUUCAGGAAGUGGUGGGAGUGAACACUUAGAAGAUCAGAACACUGCUCGUAACACAUUCCAAGAAGAAGGUAGUGGUAUGAAAGAUGUUCCAGCCUGGUUAAAAAGCCUCCGCCUGCACAAGUACGCUGCUCUUUUCUCCCAGAUGACCUAUGAGGAAAUGAUGGCCCUUACUGAGUGCCAGCUGGAGGCUCAGAAUGUUACCAAAGGUGCAAGACACAAAAUUGUCAUCAGUAUUCAGAAGCUCAAAGAAAGACAAAACCUCCUGAAGUCUUUGGAAAGGGACAUCAUCGAAGGGGGCAACCUGCGCAUCCCGCUCCAGGAGCUGCACCAGAUGAUCCUGACUCCCAUCAAGGCCUACAGCUCCCCAAGCACCACCCCCGAGGCUUGCCGCCGGGAGCCCCAGGCCCCCCACCCGCCCUCACUGAUGGGCCCUGAGGGCCAGACCCCUGACUGCAAAGACAGUGCCGCAGCCACUGGUGCCACAGCCACCGCCUCCGCUGGGGCCAGCGGUGGGCUCCAGCCACACCAGCUGAGUAGCUGUGAUGGGGAGCUGGCCGUCGCCCCCCUGCCGGAGGGGGAUCUCCCUGGGCAGUUCACACGUGUCAUGGGGAAAGUGUGCACACAGCUCUUGGUCUCCAGACCUGAUGAGGAAAAUAUAAGUUCCUAUUUACAGCUCAUAGACAAGUGUCUAAUUCAUGAGGCAUUUACAGAGACUCAGAAAAAAAGAUUGUUGUCAUGGAAACAGCAGGUGCAGAAGCUCUUUCGGUCUUUCCCUCGGAAAACCCUUCUAGACAUAUCAGGAUAUCGACAGCAAAGAAAUCGCGGCUUUGGGCAGUCUAACUCCCUCCCGACACCCAGCUCUGUAGGCGGUGGUAUGGGCAGACGGAACCCACGCCAGUACCAGAUCCCCUCCCGGAACGUCCCUUCUGCCCGCCUUGGCCUCCUGGGUACCAGUGGAUUUGUCAGCUCCACCCAGCGCAACACCACAGCCAACCCCGCCAUCAUGAAACAAGGAAGACAGAACCUCUGGUUUGCCAAUCCUGGGGGCAGCAACAGCAUGCCAAGCCGCACCCACAGCUCAGUCCAAAGGACCCGCUCGUUGCCUGUGCACACUUCUCCACAGAAUAUGCUGAUGUUCCAGCAGCCAGAAUUCCAGCUUCCUGUGACUGAACCUGACAUCAACAAUAGGCUGGAGUCCUUGUGCCUCAGUAUGACCGAGCACGCCCUGGGAGACGGGGUUGACCGGACCUCCACAAUCUAGAAGCUGAAGAUGAGAGCGACCGCGCUGGCCGUGAAAUCGACUGCUGCGGGUCCAGUGUCAACCAUCUUCAGGGUUGCACGGAAUCCUCCGAGAUCCUUUGCAGCCUUUUUUUCCCCUGGUCCCUCUCCCAUUUUGAUUUUGUGAGAGCGUAGGUCGUCCUUGUAAACAUAUCAGUAGACCAGG
Molecule: messenger RNA, 2553 nt
Organism: Panthera uncia (snow leopard)
Lineage: Eukaryota; Metazoa; Chordata; Mammalia; Carnivora; Felidae
Gene: SAMD4A
Product: sterile alpha motif domain containing 4A
Exons: 12
Coding region: 16-2370 (784 amino acids)
Biological process (GO): negative regulation of translation; regulation of mRNA stability; nuclear-transcribed mRNA poly(A) tail shortening
Cellular component (GO): P-body
Molecular function (GO): translation repressor activity; protein binding; mRNA binding
Source: RefSeq, a predicted model, not a curated record